CAGUUCAAUGGCCUCUCUAUCUAUGUCUUCCCACAUUCCCAUCUUCCUUCUAGUUCUACUUUCUGCCAUCUCCGCUUCUUCCUUCAGUCCGAUCAAUGGAAAUGACACCGACCUCAAAGCGCUGCUGGCUUUCAAAGCCCAGCUUGCUGACCCUCUCGGCAUCCUCGCCGGCAACUGGACCACCGGUACUUCUUUCUGUAACUGGGUCGGUGUCUCCUGCAGCCGACGCAGGCAACGCGUCAGCGCUCUAACAUUGGUGGAUACACCUCUCGUUGGAUCCUUAGUGCCUCACGUCGGUAAUCUCUCUUUCCUCUCUGUCCUUAACCUCACGAACACUAAUCUGACAGGGCCUAUCCCAGCCGAACUUGGCAGGCUACGUCGUCUUAAAUCUCUUGGCCUUAUGGGAAAUAGCCUAUCAAAUUCCAUACCUACUGCCUUAGGGAACCUUACGAGGCUCAAGCUUCUUAAUCUAGCUUCCAACCAACUCUCAGGCAGCAUUCCUCUUCAGAUGAUGAUGCAUAUGCACAACCUUACGAAAAUUUCUCUAGGAAGAAAUGAUUUGAGUGGCCAAAUUCCACCGAAUUUGUUCAACAACACACCUUCACUGACAUUCAUCAAUUUUGAUAAUAACAGUCUGUCAGGCCCUAUACCACAGGCCAUUGCAUCCUUAUCCAUGCUCGAGGUCUUGGUACUAGAUUACAAUCAAUUCUCUGGCCUAGUACCAAAAGCCAUCUACAACAUGUCUAGGCUGCGAGUAAUGUCAUUCACAUCAAGCGGUAACCUAUGGGGAACGUUUCCAGGAAAUCAAAGUUUCAGCCUCCCUAUGUUGCAAUAUUUUUCGCUGGCUCGUAACAAUUUCUUAUCCGGUCGGUUUCCAUCCGGGCUUGCGUCAUGCAAGUUCCUACAAGAAAUGUUCUUGUGUGGAAAUUCUUUUUUAGACGUGGUGCCAACAUGGUUAGCCAAAUUGACAAAUCUCGAAAAUCUUAAUAUGGGUUUUAAUCACCUUGUUGGCACGAUCCCGGUGACCCUUCACAAUCUCACCAAACUUACUACACUACACCUUGGACACGGCAAUCUAACCGGGCAGAUUCCACUAGAAUUAUGUCUUAUGCAAGAGCUCACAUAUUUGUAUCUUGGAGGCAAUCAAUUGACAGGUGAAGUUCCGGCUUCUCUCGGGAAUUUUUCAAAAUUAACUUACCUAUCUUUGCGGGAAAAUCAGUUGUCUGGCCAAGUACCAACAACACUGGCCGACAAUACACUUCUGUACAAGCUUGAUUUGUCACAGAAUAAUUUUGUGGGAAAUCUAGACUUCUUGUCGGAACUUUCCAAGUGCAGACAACUCAAACAACUUAUUCUAGAAGGAAAUUCUUUCACAGGCCUCCUCCCUAGCAGCGUUGGGAAUCUCACUUCAGGACUAGUCACUUUCUUUGCAGGUUUCAACAAAUUAAUAGGUGGACUUCCGGGAGCAAUUUCAAACAUAAGCGACCUUGAAUGGAUAGAUCUUCCUAAAAACCUAUUCACCGAGCCAAUACCAGAAUCUGUAGCCACGUUAGAGAAUCUCGUGCGGCUUGAUUUAUCUCACAAUAAAAUGUUAGGCCAUAUACCAGAAAAAAUGGGUAUGCUCAGAAGUCUAGAACAGUUGUUUCUCCAGUCAAACAAGUUCUCGGGCUCUAUACCAGAAAGCUUUGGCAAUCUUAGUUUGUUAGAAAACAUCAAUUUAUCCAACAACCACUUAUGUUCGGCAAUACCCGCAAGCCUUUUCCACCUUGAUAAGCUUACACAACUAGAUUUGUCUCACAAUUCUUUUUCUGGUGCAAUACCAGCCGAUGUUUCUGGUCUAAGACAAACAUAUCAAAUGGACCUUUCAUCCAACUUAUUGACAGGAAGAUUCCCUGAAACAUUUAAACAUUUCAAUAUGCUAAUAUACCUAAAUUUAUCACAUAACUCCUUCGAAGGCUCAACUCUUGGUGCACUUGAAAAACUAGAAAGUUUAACAACAUUAGAUCUUUCAUCUAAUAAUAUCUCGGGUACCAUUCCCAUCUUCCUUGCCAAUUUUACAUACUUGACUACGUUGAACCUCUCAUUCAAUAUGCUAGAGGGCCAAAUACCCGAGGGAGGAGUUUUCUCAAACCUCACAUUGCAAUCUUUGGUUGGGAAUGAUGGGCUAUGUGGCUCUCCACGGCUAGGAUUUCCACCAUGCCUUGAUACAUCUCAUUCAACUAAUAUACACUUGCUUCAGUUUCUACUCCCAACACUCAUAUUAGCUUUUGGUGCCAUUGCCAUCUACUUAUAUCUAUGGUCCGGAAAGAAACUUACGAGUAGAGAGGACAAAGCUUAUGUUGAGCCAACCGAUGUCAUAGGCCAUCAGUUAGUGUCAUAUCAUGAGCUUGUUCGCGCCACAAAUAAUUUUAGUGAUGAAAACAUCUUGGGAUCUGGAUGCUUUGGGAGAGUCUACAAGGGCCAACUGACUAGUGGAUUGGUGGUGGCGAUAAAAGUUCUUGACAUGCAGCUAGAGCAGGCUAUCCGAAGUUUCGAUGCAGAGUGUCAAGUGCUUCGUAUGGCGCGACACCGCAACCUGAUAAGGAUUCUUAAUACAUGUUCCAACCUUGACUUCAGAGCACUAGUGCUUCAUUACAUGCCAAAUGGAAGCUUAGAAAUGCACCUGCACGGUUCUGAGAGUACAACAACGCACUUGGGUUUCCUUCAAAGACUUGGCAUCAUGCUCGAUGUGUCGAUGGCAAUGAGUUAUCUACACCAUGAGCACUCUCAGUUGAUCUUGCAUUGUGACUUGAAGCCUAGCAAUGUGUUGUUUGACGAGGAGAUGAUGGCGCAUGUGGCGGACUUUGGCAUUGCAAGGUUGCUUCUGGAUGGCAACUCCAUUAUAAGUGCAAGUAUGCCCGGAACAGUUGGGUACAUGGCACCAGAGUACGGUUUAUUUGGAAAAGCAUCACGAAAAAGUGAUGUGUACGGUUUCGGAAUCAUGCUCCUUGAAGUCUUCACUAGAAAAAGACCGACUGACACUAUGUUCAGUGCACAAUUAACACUUAGAAAGUGGGUUCAUGAGGCAUUUCCUGGAGAGCUUGUGAAGGUUGUUGAUGGCCAGCUACUACAAGACUGCUCUCUUUCUAGCUGCAUCUUAGACGAUGGCUUUCUUGCUUCCUUAUUUGAGUUGGGUUUGAUUUGUUCCAGCGACUCACCUGACCAGAGGAUGACGAUGCACGAUGUGGUCGUGACGCUGAAAAAGAUCACAGACGAGUAUACAAAACGGACAUCAAUGACAUUGUGUAACUCAGAAAAGUGACCGGUCUACCCGGGUGCUUACUACUAUCUCACCUAUGACUAUCUAUGGAUGGAUGUAUGCGCUUUUGUUUCACACUUAUAGCAGCCACAUGCCUUCUGAAAUAGGCACGGCUGAAUAAGGCUGCGUGUGUUUCUCGCUAUGGUUAUAUAAAUUUCCACUGUAAACCAGAUCUGCAUUGAUCAAUAAAGCGGUACAAUUCCACUAUAAGAGUAAAUAUAGGGUGAAGUGGUAACAAGCUAGCUCCCUUGCAAAUAGUAUUUGAUAGGAUAAAACUUGAGGCGAGACUGUGGGUUUUGGCGGGUGCAAGCGCUUGGAUGAUUUGAUGUCGGUAGAGUAAAACUUUGUAAUAACUACGUUUUACAGUCUUCUAAACUUCAAACUUCUCCUUAAUUAAUCGAUUGGGGCGAAGUCUUUAU
Molecule: messenger RNA, 3717 nt
Organism: Lolium perenne
Lineage: Eukaryota; Viridiplantae; Streptophyta; Magnoliopsida; Poales; Poaceae
Biological process (GO): protein phosphorylation
Molecular function (GO): ATP binding; protein kinase activity; protein binding
Source: RefSeq, a predicted model, not a curated record